Messenger RNA from Mangifera indica (mango), 1129 nucleotides. RefSeq names its product rac-like GTP-binding protein ARAC7. The transcript is spliced from 8 exons. Gene Ontology annotation, cellular component: cytoskeleton; cell projection; cell cortex. Gene Ontology annotation, molecular function: GTPase activity; protein kinase binding; GTP binding. Gene Ontology annotation, biological process: establishment or maintenance of cell polarity; actin filament organization; cortical cytoskeleton organization. The record is from RefSeq and is a predicted model, not a curated record. NCBI's taxonomy places the organism in Eukaryota, Viridiplantae, Streptophyta, Magnoliopsida, Sapindales, Anacardiaceae. Bases 234 to 866 code for a protein of 210 amino acids.
CAACAGGGAGGUUAAUUUAUUCAUUUUUAUAUACCAUCUUCCCUUCAACUUAUUGUUGACACAGACAUACAGACACUACUCUCUUUCUAUCUUUCUUUCUUGCUCUUAUUUUAGAAACAUCUUUGUUCUCUUUAACACAUCUUUUUGAGUUCUUUAAGAUACUAUUAGAGUGCUGGAGCUAUAAAGCUACUACUGUUUUUAAGAAGUUGUUGUUGUUGUUGUUGUUUAAGAGGAUGAGUGCAUCGAAGUUCAUUAAAUGUGUUACAGUUGGAGAUGGAGCUGUUGGCAAGACCUGUAUGCUCAUUUGUUACACCAGCAACAAAUUCCCUACCGAUUAUAUUCCCACAGUGUUUGAUAAUUUCAGCGCCAAUGUGGCUGUUGAUGGGAGCAUUGUUAAUCUGGGGCUGUGGGAUACUGCAGGCCAGGAAGAUUAUAGCAGAUUGAGGCCACUGAGUUACAGAGGUGCUGACAUAUUUGUGCUUGCUUUCUCAUUAAUUAGUAGGGCAAGCUAUGAAAAUGUUCUUAAGAAGUGGAUGCCUGAACUUCGCCGAUUUGCACCCAAUGUUCCAAUUGUUCUUGUUGGAACGAAGUUAGAUCUUCGCGAGGACAGAGGAUAUCUAUCAGAUCAUAUGGGAUCUAACUUCAUAACAUCUUCUCAGGGAGAGGAGCUUAGGAAACAAAUUGGUGCUGCGGCAUAUAUUGAGUGCAGCUCUAAGACACAGCAGAAUGUCAAAGCUAUUUUUGACACUGCAAUCAAGGUUGUUAUUCAACCUCCAAGGAGGAAGGAGAUGGCGAGAAAGAAAAGGCAUAGACGGUCUGGCUGCUCAAUUGUGAGUAUUGUCUGUGGAGGUUGUGCUGCUGCUUAAACAAUGGUGAUAGCGGGCUGCAUAGUAAUAAAGAACUUUCGACAAGGAUGGGUGUUUCGCAGAUUAAAUAUCUACUUUUGUGUGAAGUGUAGCAGCAGUGAUAUAGUAGUUUGAACUGAUAAAUAGUUUCUUUUUAAACCUUAUAAACUGACAUGGAGAAGAGUGGAGGGACUUGUUCAUUCUCUCUCUGUUACCAAGUAAUUGAUCUUGUGGGUUUGGGGUUUCAGCUGAUGUCUCCUUUCAAAUAAAUUUUCUUUAGCUAA